AUGCAAUCAGCGGAUACGCAUGCGCCAGAGUUAGUGACGCUCCGAUCCCGCGUGGGAACCUCGUUGAGCGUGGAAGUUCGAUGGGGCAUUCAACAGCAUGACAUUGAGGGAAUAAAGGCGCUACAUGGAGCUGCUUUCCCAGUCAAGUACGAGGCCGCAUAUUACCAGUGGCUAUUGACGGACGCAUGCGUGGCGGUCGUCGCCUACACGACAGCCGACGACAUUGAAUCCCUCCUGUCUGGCGGUGAAUAUGAUGAUGGGGUGGAUAUGCCAGCGCGUGUUCAGGACAACGACGACGAUGUCGAUGGUAGUGGUGGUGGUGGUGGUAGUGGCGGUGAUGUGGGAAGUUAUAACUCUCUUGCGACGUAUACUGUUCCGGUUGGGUUUUGCAUUGGCCAACUGGCACACGUGCGGCGGCAUGACGGCAAGCUUGUGGCGUCACCAACCGGAUACUUGGGCUCCUUUGCUGUGGAUGAGGCUUUGCGUCGCUGCGGCAUUGGGGAACUACUUCUUCAGCGUUUCCUUUCCCACAUGCACUUUAAAAUUUGGGUAUCACCGCUUGCCUAUCUUGACUACUGCCCGCCAAAGCAGGAUGCCGUUUCUACGCCCUGGUGGGAUUCCAUGCUAUCAGUUGCCUGUGGGCGUUUGUGUGGCUGGCAGCAUGUGGAGGAGAAUGCGAAAGACAAACGAAAACAAAGUCGAGUUCUGAGUGAAGCAAACUGUAGCUCUGAUGAUGCCGCUUCCCCCACACAGAAUGAGAGAGACCGGUUUGGCGUCGCAGGGGUAUGGCUACAUUGUCUCUCAGAGAAUACCAGGCUGGUUCUUUAUUAUUUAAAGCGUGGUUUCACUUGUGCGCAGUUGAUGCCAGAGUUCUACUACUAUGAAGGGCUCUAUCACGACGCAGUUCUUCUUGUACACCACCGAGACGAUGCUCGUAGUUCCUUUUUGGUGGAUGCGGCUUUAUCUACUAGUUCAGAAGAAGGGGUCGGUGACUGCAGUUUAACCGCUGAAUGCUCGCUGCCAAGGCCAACGUUCAGCCCAUGCAGUGACACCAGGCUGAACGAGGACAAUAUUGAGUUGAAACGGGCUGAUUGGUGGACAAAGAGUAGUGUGGACGUCUCGGACGUAGAGACCAGCACCGAGUACACCAGGUUGCGCGCCGAAUGGCGCUCAUACAAAAAUGAGAAAGUUAUCCGUCCUAAUGCUGGAAUUGGCUGGGCACAGAGUUUUCUGUUUGGAGUAAAUGCAGCGGUGGCGUUGAUGGGUGUUGUGUGGCUCGUUACAGUUGGGCUGUGA
This is a messenger RNA of Trypanosoma grayi, 1296 nucleotides long. RefSeq names its product putative acetyltransferase. Gene Ontology annotation, biological process: N-terminal peptidyl-methionine acetylation. Gene Ontology annotation, molecular function: histone acetyltransferase activity; protein-N-terminal amino-acid acetyltransferase activity. Gene Ontology annotation, cellular component: Golgi membrane. The record is from RefSeq and is a predicted model, not a curated record. NCBI's taxonomy places the organism in Eukaryota, Euglenozoa, Kinetoplastea, Trypanosomatida, Trypanosomatidae. The transcript has a single exon. The coding region runs from base 1 to 1296 and encodes 431 amino acids.